AUGGCUAAGGAAACGCCUGCAAAGACCGGUCUGGCCGUUGGCCUGAACAAGGGCCACAAGACCACUGCUCGUGUCGUCAAGCCCCGUGUUUCGCGCACCAAGGGCCACCUGAGCAAGCGAACCGCUUUCGUGCGUGAGGUCGUCAAGGAGGUUGCUGGCCUCGCCCCCUAUGAGCGUCGUGUCAUCGAACUGCUCCGAAACAGCAAGGACAAGCGUGCCCGUAAGCUAGCCAAGAAGAGGCUCGGUACCUUCGGCCGUGCCAAGAGAAAGGUCGAUGAGCUCCAGCGCGUCAUCGCCGAGUCUCGUCGUGCUCACUAA
This is a messenger RNA of Trichoderma breve, 318 nucleotides long. RefSeq names its product ribosomal protein l36e domain-containing protein. Gene Ontology annotation, biological process: cytoplasmic translation. Gene Ontology annotation, cellular component: ribosome; cytosolic large ribosomal subunit. Gene Ontology annotation, molecular function: structural constituent of ribosome. The record is from RefSeq and is a predicted model, not a curated record. Bases 1 to 318 code for a protein of 105 amino acids. The transcript is spliced from 3 exons. Lineage: Eukaryota; Fungi; Ascomycota; Sordariomycetes; Hypocreales; Hypocreaceae.